Messenger RNA from Neocloeon triangulifer, 2625 nucleotides. RefSeq names its product small RNA 2'-O-methyltransferase (gene Hen1). The transcript has 7 exons. Gene Ontology annotation, molecular function: S-adenosylmethionine-dependent methyltransferase activity; RNA methyltransferase activity; O-methyltransferase activity. Gene Ontology annotation, cellular component: nucleus; cytoplasm. The record is from RefSeq and is a predicted model, not a curated record. Bases 122 to 2002 code for a protein of 626 amino acids. Gene Ontology annotation, biological process: RNA methylation; siRNA processing; piRNA processing. NCBI's taxonomy places the organism in Eukaryota, Metazoa, Arthropoda, Insecta, Ephemeroptera, Baetidae.
GCAAAAUCAAAACAAAUGGCGGCCGAAAUCUGAUCGAAGUGCGCAACAAAUUGUUGCUGCUCAGCGAAAAUCAACCUGGGCCCAUUUUCACAGCGUGAAAACAAUGCAGUGACACAGAGGCAUGAUAUUUAGCGUCCCAUCUCUCUACAUUUUGGUGUAUGAAGCAUGCAAGAAAUGUCGGUUCAGUCAAACGAGUGGAGAAAAUAUCAAACCAACUUUACUCAGCAUCCCGUCGAUUGAUGAUAGUGGCACGGAAAUGGACCAGGAGAGUUCCGAAGAGCAAUCAGGGGCAGCAGCUGAACGGACCAAAUCUGUCCAGCCGCUGCAGAAGGAAAUCCAGCAGGGCAACUCGUCCGAUUCAGCGUUUUAUCAUGAGGAGGCGGGCAUCCAGUUCAGCACCCCUGUUUACAUCCAGAGGUACUGCGCCGUUGUUGAAGCCCUGCAGGACACUCGGUGGAAGGGAAAGAUGAAAACGGUAGUGGACAUGGGCUGCUCCGAGUUAGGAUUUUUUCAGCAUUUGAAGAACACUGAGGGGCUGACAAAAAUCAUUGCUGUUGACGUAGACCUGUUCAUUCUUGAGUCGUUUUCCUGGAAAGUGGCACCUCUGUGUGCAGAUUUUCUCAGGACACGAGAUGAAGAGUUGAGUGUGAUUGUGAUGAAAGGCAGUGUUUCCCAAUACGACAGCUGCUUAGAGGGUUGUGAUGCCUUAGUCUGCAUAGAAUUAAUCGAGCACCUUUUUCCUGAGGAAUUGGAUGCCCUUCCAUAUGUUAUACUUGGUCAAGUGCAGCCACAAAUUGCUGUGUUCACCACGCCGAAUGAUGAAUUCAACGUUCUAUUCAACAAUCCCACUAAAAGAUUCCGUCAUCCAGACCAUAAAUUUGAAUGGACCAGAGAGCAGUUUGAAGACUGGGCAAAAAAUUUGACUGAAAGGUACCCAUUCUACAAAGUUGAGUUUGUUGGAAUUGGAACCGGACCGGAGGGAACCGAGGAGACAAAUGGAUGCUGUUCCCAAAUGGCCCUUUUCUACAGAGAAGAUCUGAUUAGCGGAGGCCCGUCAAAAAUUAUCCCUCCUUCGAAGGAAUCAAACUACAAGUUGGUCAAGGAGGUUGUGUAUCCAAAAAACAAAGAGUCGCCUCUUGACGUAGCGCACAAAGCAAAGUGCAAAGCUGAGUAUCACAUUCAUGCACUGGGUGGAGACUCCAGUUUUGACGAACCCAAUGGAGAUACGCUAAUCCCUCUCACAAUCAUUCUCCAAUUUGUCGGCGAAUACUUCCAAAACACUGUCUCUUUGAGGGAAUGUCUUGAAAGCCACAAUUGGAAAGUCCAGUUGAACUCCUGUGGUCAGCAGUGCAUAAAAUACGAAAACGUAUGCAGCGACAACUCUGAAUUUUCCGACGAGGCAGACGUUGACAGCGUUCAUUUUGAGCCAUGCCACUACACAUCCAGAGGAGCAGAAUUUGGACUUGAACAGGCUGCCCCUCGACCAUGGCAGUCGGAGCCGCACCUCCAAGCUGCAUUUCCUUUUGCACAACAAUAUGAAGCACCUGCCGCAGAGUCUCUGAUGUUUAGAUCAGUAAACGAGAGGCAAAUAUUCGGCUACAAAUCUUCCAUGUCAGACCCUAUUCGAGUCGACGACAGCGGAUAUCCCAAUUCUGCCUCUGUUCAGGACAUGGAUGUUACCCUUGGCUCAAGUGAUGAUCUCAGCGCCUCCAAUGAUGAGGACGAUGAAGCGGAAGAGGACGAUGAAAAUCAGGCACCUAGAGUUGCAGGUCCUCCUCCUCCCUUUGUCCCACCAGCUGCCAUUCCAGCAAAUAACCACGACGCCGUCAACAAUAACAGGGAUGAUGAGGGCAACGACCUGGGCUUGGAAAUGAUUCCAUUAGAACAGCCACCAGUUGCUGUACCUAGACCUCCAGAGUUCCCCAGGUGGCUACUACUUGUGUUGGCAGAUGAGAGAGACGAGGGUUUUGCGGAUGAGUCAUCCAGCUCAGAGGACGACUAGACUGACAGCGAGUGAGGAAUCAACAAAAUUCUAUUGUUCAUAAUAUCUUUGAUGUAUUUUUAUAUUUUGGCUCAACAAACUGUAUGAUUAGGGAUGAUUUAAUCAAUACGAGAGCUUCAGUGAGAUUUUAUUCAGUAGAACACUAUGAACUUAUUUUCUAUGUAAUUGCACAAGAUUCAAAAUUUAUUUUAAAUUUAAUAAUAGCUCUUGGAGACCAACUUAACAAUUUCUUUGAAUUUUCCUGUAAAAACUGCACAAUAUGCAUAAACUGUCAAAAAUUGUAACGUUAUUAAUCAUAAUUGGGACAUAGAUGAGUCGAUGAAUAGAUAGAUCAAAGUUUCAAAAAGUCAAAACUCUCAUUCCUAAACAUAUGCGAUUUUGUGAUCUUAAGAAAUUUGUGAUUUGUAGAGUGUAAAAAUUGUCUGUAUAAUUAUAGAGAUCAGUCGCGUUUAAUUGUAAGGUCUUCAAGUUAUCCGCCUCAAUUGCAAAUAUCAGUAUCGUCUUGAUUUUCAAGUAAAACAAAUGCAUUUUAACUUGUGGCGCAAUCAUUGACAUGCAUGCAUUUAAAAACACAUUAAAAGUGAGCUUGAUGUGACAAAAACAUAAUAAUUUGAUUCUCGUGU